AUGUCGGAGCCGUCUGACGAUGAUCUCAUGUAUGAUGAUUCCUAUCGAGAGUCAGACGUUGUCGCAGAAAAGGAUCGAAAGAAGAGUUACGAGGUGGAAUUCAUAGUUCAUCCUAUUCAAGGUAUCGUUAAAAAGCAGGAUGAAGAGGUCGUUCAUGUGUCCAGCAUUCUUGGCAUUCAAAAGCAACAUGCAGCAACUUUGCUCCGACAUUUUCGUUGGAACAAGGAAAGACUUAUCGAACGUUACAUGGACAACUCGGACGAUGUCUUGAAAAAAGCCGGUGUGAUAACCGACGAUUCUAGGGUGCCCAAAUUUGUGAGGGUGCCUGGUUUCGUGUGCGAAAUUUGCUGCGAUGAUGACAACGAUUUGGAAACCUUGGCCCUGUCGUGUGGUCACAGGUUUUGUCGCAAUUGUUACGAACAUUACUUGACACAGAAGAUCAAAGAGGAAGGGGAGAGCCGCAGGAUAUUAUGCAUGGCUAACAAUUGUAAUGUGAUUGUUGAUGAAUCGACCGUUGAACUGGCGGUCAAUAAGGACAUACACGAGAGAUAUCGCACUCUGCUGAAUCGAACCUAUGUGGACGAUAACGAAUACUUAAGAUGGUGUCCGGCGCCUAGUUGUGAAUAUGCGGUCGAAUGUCAUGUUCCACAGACCUCUCUCACAAGUAUCGUGCCAACCGUCGAAUGCGUUUGUUCUCAUCGAUUUUGCUUCGGUUGCGGAUUACCGGAUCAUCAACCGUCCAUCUGCAUGCUGGUGAAAAAGUGGAUUAAAAAAUGUGAAGACGACUCCGAAACAGCCAAUUGGAUUUCGGCGCAUACAAAGGAAUGUGGGAAAUGUCAUUCGACCAUUGAAAAGAAUGAACAUGGAACCAGUUGGUACAAUUGUAAUCGAUAUGACGAAAAGAGUAGUCAAGAUGCCAGGGAUCAGCAAGCCAAAUCCCGUGCGUCCUUGGAACGAUACCUCCAUUAUUAUAAUCGGUUCGCUAAUCAUGAACAAUCGGCCAAGCUUGAUCGUGAACUCUAUAAUAAGACCGAAAAGAAAAUGGAGGAAAUGCAACAGACCUCUGAUCUGUCUUGGAUCGAGGUUCAAUUCCUCAAGAAGGCCGUGGACAUCCUUGUCCAAUGCCGUAUGACCCUAAAGUGGACGUACGCCUUCGCAUUCUACCUCGCUCGCAACAAUCAGACCGAAAUUUUUGAGGACAAUCAACGAGAUCUCGAGAUGGCUGUUGAGCUUCUUUCCGAGUUGUUGGAGAAACCCAUUGAGGCCGAGAAGAUUGCCGAAUUGAAACAACAGGUCUUAGAUAAGACGGUGUAUGUGGCUAGUCGAAGGGAGGUGGUGUUGGAGGAUACUGCAAAGGGAUUGCUUGAAGGACGUUGGGAAUUUCAGGUAGAUAUUAAAAAUUGA
Acaulospora colombiana is the source of this 1404-nucleotide messenger RNA. NCBI's taxonomy places the organism in Eukaryota, Fungi, Glomeromycota, Glomeromycetes, Diversisporales, Acaulosporaceae. The record is from the annotation of a GenBank genome assembly.